Messenger RNA from Panicum virgatum (switchgrass), 1556 nucleotides. RefSeq lists its product as uncharacterized. The record is from RefSeq and is a predicted model, not a curated record. The coding region runs from base 387 to 1178 and encodes 263 amino acids. NCBI's taxonomy places the organism in Eukaryota, Viridiplantae, Streptophyta, Magnoliopsida, Poales, Poaceae. The transcript has 5 exons.
GCGGGGUACAGCAGGGCGGUGCCCGAAUCGGCAGGGGGGCCGGGAGGAGCGGGCAGCUCAGCACUGUGCUUGAGAUCUCUCUGGUCGAGCAGGGCAGGGCAGGGCAGGCGGCCAGGCCAGCGCUAGCCAGAUUCUCCUCCUCUCUUCUUUACCAGACGCCAUUGUUUUGGGCUGCUGGUUCGGUGCUCCGGCGCGCCGUUAAAAGGCGCCGGAGAUACCGAGGGGGACAAGCCAUCAUCUUGUGUCCAAAGUCCACACCCAACGACUCGCAGUUCAAAGCUGCUGGACACGGGGAGCUGCUUGCUGUCUCGCCAAGUUGCGCUUGAGCCUCGCUCUCUCUCUCUCUCUCUCUCUCUCUCUCUCUCUCUCUCUCUCUCUCUCCCCAUAUGAUGAGGUCAGUGUCGGGCUCCAACUCGUCGAGGGGCAUCGCCGCCGUGGUGGGCGUCGGGCCCCGGCUGGGCUCGGCGGUGGCGCGCAAGUUCGCCUCCGAGGGCUACACCAUCGCCAUCCUCUCCCGCGACCUCGAGAAGCUGUCGCAGCUGGCGGAGGAGAUCGCGCAGGAGGUCAAGGGGCAGGUGUUCGCGCUCCGGGUGGACUGCGCCGACGCCCGGUCCGUGCGCGAGGCCUUCGAGGGCGUGCUCUCCCUCGGCUCCGUCGAGGUGCUCGUCUACAACGCCUGCGAGCCGCCCGACGCCGACGCCGCCGCCGCGCCGCGCCCCACGCCCUUCCUCGCCGUCACGCCCGACGCCUUCCACCGCUCUCUCGCCGUCUCCGCCGCGGGGGCCUUCCACUGCGCGCAGCAGGUCAUCCCGGGGAUGGUGGAGCGGGGCAGGGGCACCAUCAUCUUCACGGGCUCCUCGGCGUCCGUCACCGGCUUCGCCGGCUACUCCGAUCUCAGCUGCGGCAAGUUUGCCCUCCGGGGUCUGUCCCAGUCGCUGGCCAGGGAGUUCCAGCCGGCCGGCGUGCACAUUGCGCACGUGAUCAUCGACGGCGUCAUCGGCGAGAGGAGGUCGCCGAGGAGCAGCAGGGCCGGCGCCGCCGGCGACCCGGUGUCGGCGGCGGCGGCGGGCGCGGACCCGGAUGCGGUGGCGCAGAGCUACUGGCACGUCCACGCCCAGGACAAGAGCGCGUGGACGCAGGAGCUGGACAUCCGAUCGCCGUCGUCGACCUUCAUGUAGCAAGCUGCUAGUAGUAGCAGCGACGGCCGAUCGAGCUAGCAGCAGCUGCCGCGCACUCUGUGACCGACUGUCGUGUGGCCCCGUGGAAUUUCCGAGCAGGGGAGAGAGUCAGAGGCAGAGGCAGAGUCAGAGUCAGAGAGAGAGACCCACUCCGGCCCCGCCGUCCCCGUCCUACUGUACCCAUCGUCGUCGCGUUGCGCGUGCGCGGCUGCGGCGCGGGAAUCGUGUCCCCGUUCCGCGUCGCACGUCCGCGCCGCUCGCCUAGCUAGUACUAGCUUUCCUAGUGUGAUGCCCCCCCGGCGGCCGCGGGUUCGGUGCGCAGGGAGAUUGCGGCCGAAAGCGACGCGCGCGACGUCGUCGCCGCGCGCCCCCUCCUGU